Messenger RNA from Raphanus sativus (radish), 894 nucleotides. RefSeq lists its product as uncharacterized. Lineage: Eukaryota; Viridiplantae; Streptophyta; Magnoliopsida; Brassicales; Brassicaceae. The transcript is spliced from 2 exons. The coding region runs from base 1 to 894 and encodes 297 amino acids. The record is from RefSeq and is a predicted model, not a curated record.
AUGGAAGAUUCACACAGAAAAGAAAAAGAAAAAGGUGACUAUAAUUCAUGGAAUCAUGACGAGACUAGGAUAUUAGUGCAACUUCUUGUGGAAGCAGUUAACAAUAAUUGGCGUGACUCUUCUGCCUCUUUUAGUAAACUCACCGUUGAAUCAAAGAUUUUGCCAGAACUCAAUAAAGAUGUCUUCCGUGCAAAAGAUUUCAAGAACUAUCAAAGCAGGCACAAGUAUUUAAAACUACAACAUCAAAAUUGUGCUGACCUUCUACGUUAUUCUUCUGGUUUCGGUUGGGAUCCUUUAACCAAAAAAAUUACAGCUUCAAAUGAAGUCUGGAAUGAUUAUUUAAAAACACAUCCAAAACAUAAAAAUUUACGUAGUGAUACGUUUGAAUUUUUUGAGGACUUGCAAAUCAUAUUCGGACAAGGUGUUGCUACUGGUAAAAACGCAGUUGGGCUAGGUGAUGGUACUGAUGCAUGUACAUACAAAGCUGGAGAGAAUUCAAAUGAAGAAAAUUGGAAUGAUGUAGCCAACAUAUAUGAGUUUGAUGCAUCAACUCGUGAUCAUGAGCUCUCAGAACAGUAUACAACAUUUGAUUCUCAGACAGUUCCAGAGUCUCGUACGGAGAAGUUUCAACCAAAGAAAAAAGCAAGAUCUGAAAGAAGUGUUCCACAGAAGGAUGAAAAUCCAAUAAUGACUGUUAGUACUCAGAUCUUGAAUAUAAUACAACAGAGAGAAGAAAGACAACAGAAAGAAGCAUCAGAAAGAAAGGUUAAUGUAUGGGAUGCUUUAAAGGAAAUUUCAGAUUUGGAGGACCGCAUUCGUUUCAAAGCACUUACACAGAUUCAUCAUCUCGGAAUUCAAGAGUUUUUGUUAAAAUGUCAGUGGAAGAAAGGUUAG